Messenger RNA from Protomyces lactucae-debilis, 768 nucleotides. RefSeq lists its product as uncharacterized. Lineage: Eukaryota; Fungi; Ascomycota; Taphrinomycetes; Taphrinales; Protomycetaceae. Gene Ontology annotation, molecular function: protein dimerization activity. The transcript has a single exon. The record is from RefSeq and is a predicted model, not a curated record. Bases 1 to 768 code for a protein of 255 amino acids.
AUGGGUAAAGUCCCUGACCAGCAACAGCUCGCAACACCACCGGGCUCAACGCGCCUAGAAGCACAACUCCCAGACUUCCUCCCAGACUUAUCCCUUCCACCGGCACAGAUCUCCUUGUCUCCUGUUGCGGAGAAGCCUCAACGACGGAGUGCUGCGUUGGCGUCCAGGAAACGAACAUGGACGCAUACAGCAGACGAGGAAGAGUCCGAGGACUCCCUUGAAGCGCGCGUCGAGUCUCAGUCUCAGUACGCAGGUACAAGCACCCCUGCACCCGCCCAUACCUCCCGGAAACGCUCCGCAAAGCCAUCCAGAAAAACAACCCAUUCACAAAUUGAGAAGCGCAGGCGAGAAAAGAUUAAUGAUACCAUGACGCGCUUGAAACAACUCGUUCCAGCGUGUCACGCGCAUGGUGCAGAGUCAUUGCGGAAACUAGAUGUGUUGACAGAGACGGCUGCGUAUAUUGAUGCGUUGCAUGCACAGAUUGCACAGCUACAGGGACACACACAGCAACGUGCAAGUCGUGGUGUGUCGCGCGAGAGUAGUUUUGCGAGUGAGACGCCGUCUGUUGUGGCAUUCCAAGCAUUCACGCAACCUGCACCUAGUCUCAGUCCGCCGAGUGUAGUCAAUCACACGACGUCGCCGUUUGUGGGAGAGACGACGCUGGAUGAGAGUGCACUAACGGCUGCUGAAUCGCUCGUUCAAAUCAGCGAGAGUCCCAUGUUGGGACCCGUUAAACGCAUGUCCAUUGCAGAGCUCAUGCAUAUUUAG